Nematolebias whitei (Rio pearlfish) is the source of this 973-nucleotide messenger RNA. RefSeq names its product WAS/WASL interacting protein family, member 2a (gene wipf2a). The record is from RefSeq and is a predicted model, not a curated record. Lineage: Eukaryota; Metazoa; Chordata; Actinopteri; Cyprinodontiformes; Rivulidae.
UUUGGAGGCGGAGCACCAAUGGGAAUGGGGGGCCUAUUCCAAGGAGGUGUGCCUAAACUACGCUCAGUCGGAGAUGGUUUGGCUGGUGGUUCUGUGGGGAGAUCUGCCCUGAGACCCCCCAUGUCUCGGCCUGCAGCACCUCGCCCCCCAACAGGCCGCUCCUCCUCACCGUCUCCAGCCAACAAACCCUCCCCACCGGAGCAGCAGCGCUCCCACCGCCCCUCGCUGCCAGACAUCUCAUGCCCCCCGAACAGCUCCUCUUCAAGCAGUGGGAUGAAGCACAGCACCUCUGCACCUCCUCCUCCUCCACCCUUCAACAAAAACGGCCGUGGUAAUGCUCCACCCACACCAACCCAAAAAGCCCCCCCUUCCACAUCGUCCUCCCACAGCAGAGAGAAACCACCGACGCCCAGCAGAGGCCCCGCCCCAUCUAGCACUGCAAAGCCAGCUCAUUCUUCCAGCAGACCACCAACCAGUGGCUCAUCUGCACCACCCCCUCCACCGCCAUACAGACCGCAUCCAACGGGAGGUGUCUCCAAUGGGUCCUCUCAUAUAGAUGGGCCUGGGGCUCCUCAGCUUCCACAGAGGAACAACUCACUGCGCAAAAAACACUCCUCGAGUAGCAGCCAAGGUCGCAGCCAUGCCCCACCGCCUCCUCCUUCACAGCCUCAUUCCUCUCAGCAGGUCAGCAGACCACCCCCACCCGUCAGAGACCCACCUGGACGUAAGACAGCUCCCCAGGUGCCUCCUCCAAGUUCUCGUAACGGUGGAAGAGAUGCCCCUCCUCCACCUCCCCCGUACCGUGGCCACAGCUCCGAGCCCCCCAACCGGGUGGGGAAGCCGCCUCCUCCUCCCUCCCCUUCCUCCAUCUCAUCUUCCUCCUCAUCCUCCAGGACCCCAGCUGGACCUCCUCCCCCUCCUCCACCUAUCCGGAAUGGUUACUCCAGCAGCUCCUCCUCUAAAUCUGUCAUAG